AAGAAUAAGAAUACGGUUCAUAAACGCCCUCGAGUUGUGAAAUCAUUUAAAUAAUCCAACUCUCGCCAUGGGCAGAUGUCUCCUCGUUUUUCUUCAACACACCGGCGAUGAGUGAGCAGUUCGAUUUCGGGGUCAGGGUGGGCAUGGUCAUCAUGUGCGUGGCGUCUGCUGCAUCAGCGCUCGCCGUCGGCGGUCUGCUGUUGUACAUUGCGUAUAGCGCAGUCACCUUGAGGCGAAAUGCUUUGCGGCGGUGGUCCACCGACACGCAUAUACACUAUUAUUUUCUCAAUAUGAUGAUAUCUCACCUUAUCUUAUCUAUUGGUGAAUUGCUCAACAUCAAGUGGAUUGUAGAGGCGAUGCUAUACCCUAGUACCGUUUGCACCGUUCAAGGUUUCUUGCUUCAAGUAGGUAAUGUUGGGGUUGGUCUCAGUACAAUGGCCGUUGCUGUGCACGUGCUGCAAGUAUUGGUGCUACAGUGGACGCCCCCACCAAAAUUUGCGCUCCCUGUAUUGGCGAUCAUUUGGUUGGUAAUCCUUCUUCUCGUAGUCGUGCCGCCAAUUGUGGUUCAACACAACAUUUACGGUUCUAGUGGCUAUUGGUGCUUCGUUGACGGAAGUAUCAUGACGCAGGUUGGCCUCGUUUAUAUAUGGUUGUGGGUGUCUGGGGUAGUAAACACCAUCUCAUACCUGCUCCUUGCACUUGUUAUCACACGACUAGUUCUUGUGGAUGGACACAGAUUUCGGUGGAGGAGAAAGCAGGACAGGGGAAUAAUUCCGUAUGAAGUAGACACGACUGCAGAAAGUGUCAGAGCAAUUCAAAUGCUCUCUUACCCCAUCUUGUACACUGUACAGGUGUUACCUCAAUCAGUGGCUCGUUUUUCUCAAUUCAGCGGUCAUGACGUUCCGUUUGCAGCGACAGCUUUCACAUCCACGCUGUUCGCAUCAUGCGGUCUGUUCAACGUGAUCUUGUAUGCUUUUACUCGUCCAAGGUUGAUGCCUGGUAGACCUUCGCACGCUCCACAGUCAGUGCGUGUUGCUACUCCCCGGGUGGCGCACAGUCGCUUUCCACAGGGUUACACGGUAGAGGACGAUAACUCCGCUACAGAAACUGGCCCGGUCCAGGUGCCGUGAGACGCCAGAUUUUCUUUAUUCUCUAUGAUAUUGCUGUUAUAUUG
Messenger RNA from Pisolithus orientalis, 1174 nucleotides. RefSeq lists its product as uncharacterized. Gene Ontology annotation, cellular component: plasma membrane. The record is from RefSeq and is a predicted model, not a curated record. Lineage: Eukaryota; Fungi; Basidiomycota; Agaricomycetes; Boletales; Pisolithaceae. Gene Ontology annotation, molecular function: G protein-coupled receptor activity. The coding region runs from base 108 to 1130 and encodes 340 amino acids. Gene Ontology annotation, biological process: adenylate cyclase-activating G protein-coupled receptor signaling pathway. The transcript is spliced from 10 exons.